Messenger RNA from Coniosporium apollinis CBS 100218, 933 nucleotides. RefSeq lists its product as uncharacterized. Gene Ontology annotation, molecular function: DNA binding; catalytic activity. Gene Ontology annotation, biological process: DNA repair. The record is from RefSeq and is a predicted model, not a curated record. Gene Ontology annotation, cellular component: nucleus. The coding region runs from base 1 to 933 and encodes 310 amino acids. The transcript has a single exon. Lineage: Eukaryota; Fungi; Ascomycota; Dothideomycetes.
AUGGUCGUAACGCGAUCACAGACCAAAGCCCGCAAUGUAGCCACUCCACCCGCCUCUAUACCUAACCGUAAAGUCCGCAAGAGCCGUAAAAAUGUCCCGAACAAGACUGCCACAGUCUCUAUAAGAGUCACAAAGACCAGGACCAAGGCCAAGACUGAGAUUAAUCGAUCCAUCGCAUCAGUCGAACCCUCAUCCCACAUCCCACCCCGUCCACCCACUCGCCCAGAGUCACAGACAUCCUACGGCCUGAUCCAAGACUACCUCGCCAGUGUCGCGACCUCUCCCGAGCAGUGUGUAUAUACCGUCCUGAUCCAAUGCAUCCUCUGGAACCAGACCUCCGGCCGACAAGCCCGUCCCGUGCUCUCCGUCCUCCUCACUCUUUACCCGACCCCAGCCGACCUAGCCACGGCCAACCUAACCUCCCUGACCGCGAUGCUGCAGCCCCUCGGCCUGCACAACAUCCGCGCCGCGCGCCUUCUCGCCUUUGCAAAGGCCUGGCUCGCCGCGCCGCCGUGCGCAGAGCGACGGUAUCGGAAACUGCACUACCCGCUCAAGGGCAGCGGGACGGAUAUCAAGGCGGCCGAAGUUAUAGGCCCAGAGGAUCAGAGGGAGGGCUGGGAGGUGGCGCAUUUGCCGGGCGUGGGGGCUUAUGCACUGGAUAGUUAUCGAUUGGUUUGUAGGGAUUGGUUGAGGGGCAUGGGGAGAGAGGGAGCCGGGGAAAAAAGGGAGGAGUGGGAGCCGGAGUGGAUGAGGAUUGAGGGGGACAAAGGAAGGGUUGUGCCGCUCGAUAAGGAUUUGAGGAAGGCGCUGGUGUGGAGGUGGGGGAAGGAAGGCUGGGUGUGGGAUCCGGUUACGGGGAGGAAGAGGAGGGUCCAAGAAGAGGGUGGGGCAGAGGAGGUUUUGGAAGGCGACGAAAUGGGACUAGAUCAGUAG